AUGUCUCUCGCCAAUCUCAGAAGAUCCCUCCUCAUGACUCGGGUGCCAACAACAACAGCCGUCAUCCGCGGCGCCAGCGUCAACAUCGUCCUCAAGGCCGACCAGCCAACCGGCCGAACAGUUUCCGGCGCCGUCCAGGACGUGCUCACCCGCGGCAACCACCCCCGCGGGAUCAAAGUCCGCCUCACCGACGGCAGGGUCGGCAGGGUCCAGUCCAUGGCCGGCGCCGCGCAAGCCGCGUCUCAGCCUGCCGCUUCCGAGAUGGCAGUGUCCCCCGACGCAGCCAGCUCGGCGCCCGCGACGUCCAGAGGUCCGGGCCGUCAGCGCGGACCCCGCGACUACCGCGACGAGCCGGAGCGUCCUUCGCAGACGAUUGGCUUGGAUGCGUAUAUCAAGCCUGCAAAGACGAAGCGCAAGGCCAAGGGCGGCCCGUCCCCUCCUGGGGCUGACGAUCCAGCGCCUUCCAGCGAGGAUGGGGUUCAGCCGAAUCCGGUCGUUGAGCGUGCAGAGGCUGAGGCUGUGACCUGCCCAGUCUGUGGUGCGUUUGAGGGGGAUGCUGCUGCUGUGGAGCAUCAUGUUGCGCGCCACUUUGACUGA
Molecule: messenger RNA, 597 nt
Organism: Verticillium dahliae VdLs.17
Lineage: Eukaryota; Fungi; Ascomycota; Sordariomycetes; Glomerellales; Plectosphaerellaceae
Exons: 1
Coding region: 1-597 (198 amino acids)
Source: RefSeq, a predicted model, not a curated record